Molecule: messenger RNA, 3084 nt
Organism: Rhopilema esculentum
Lineage: Eukaryota; Metazoa; Cnidaria; Scyphozoa; Rhizostomeae; Rhizostomatidae
Source: RefSeq, a predicted model, not a curated record
CUAAGCCAGGUCAUAGAUUUUAAAUCGAUAAGUUUGCCUUUUAUGAUUUACUGUAAUCCCAGAAAAGGCAUGUCUGCAUUAGGUAUCUUGUUGACUUUUAUCCAUCAUUUAUUUGAUAGCUUUAUAGAGUCCUUUUCAAUGGCCACAACUUGGUUGAGUUCAUGCACCUAAUCUCUAGAUUCUAGGGUCACGGCCUUUGGUGGCAGCUUUGUUCUUUUUUAGUAGAGUUUGUAAACAACGACGUCCAGUGGAAUUGUUUCCGUCAUUUUUGCGGUUCAAUAUUUGAUUUUCUGAGAAAACCGUCAUUUGUCGAGAGCAGUGUACAUCUCUUCGCUGAUCUGGGCAAAGACGGGCUGUGGCAAUUCCGCGUGUUUAUGCUCGGUAAAUACACUGCAAAAAGCCGCUUUUUAUGUUUACAUUCUUGUCUAGUUUCCUGGUCUCUGCAUAUGUCAUAUUCAUUAUUCAAUGAAGUUUAGCGCGCCGAAUAAUGGUGGUAAUGCGUUGGUUUGUCCAUGUGGUCCUUUUGGAGUGCUUCUUCGUUUCAUUCGCUUGCAGUAAAACCAUCAACUUUGAACUUCAGGGAGAGCAAGGCAGUUUCACAAGCCCGAACUACCCUUCAACCUAUCCAGUCAAUGUGACGGUUCUAUGGGUGAUCAGUGCACCUCAAGGCACAGUUAUAAAACUGAACUUUACAGAAUUCAAAAUAGAGACAAACAAAAAAUGUUUAUAUGACUAUGUAUUCAUAGCAAAUGCCGAUGGAGACCGGACUAAAAGGUAUUGCGGAGAGCGGCUCCCUCCCGGGUACACUUCGGACAAUAACAAGGUUUUGGUAACUUUCGUUUCUGAUAAGACUACUGCAAAUAAAGGGUUCCGCGCCAGAUGGAAAGCAUAUCCUUUAAAAGGAGGUCGAACAACACCAUCAUUUGCCACGCCACCACCAGCUAAAUGUUAUACACAAGUAACCAUAACAAUGAAAGAAAAAGGUUGCAAAGAGACUCUAAAGACAGCUGUAGUGACAACAGGGGUCUCAUGUAGCUGUUCAUCUCCAACGGAAACGACAGUAGUUAAAAGGGUAUAUGCGACACCUUCAACCAGUGCACCACCAAACAUAGGCACAACAUCCUACGCUGCAACACACGUUCUUGGAAAGAAAAUUUCUAAUGAGAUAUCAAAGAAUGAUUCAGAAACGAGCUGCUCGCCAGGAUCUCAAAAAUAUGAAAAAGAAUUCAAAGGAGAAAAGAAUGAGGCAUUAGUCAUUUGGUUGGGAGCCCUUGUGGCUGCGUUCUUCUUUACUGACGUCCUUCUCUUAUUCCUUUGGUGCCGUUUGAAUAAAAGGAGAAGUCAAAGCCGUAAUAGGCCAUGUCAAUCUGAAGUAUCUGCGGUGGAGUUGAAAAUUGUUGGCGGAAAGGUGACUUCACCGUCCAGAUCAAAACCACGGAGAGUAAAAGUGUGUGAAAAGAAGAGGGCGAGAAAGAGUCCGUCACACAAUCGCCGGUUGAUUGAUACGAAUGGAAAUUCUAGCAGGGAUAAAGGUACUAGCGGGAUAUUAAAAGGGAAACAUUCCAUACUGUCACAGGAUCACUCUCGGUUUGUGUCUAGUGCACAUGCGCAAUGAAACAGAAUGUGAGAUCUCCUUCGUGCAGCUAGACAAAUUCAUGAAAACCAAGGUUUUCAUUGAGAUGCCUCGGUUGGCCAGCCGAAAACGAGGAAAGAUGCCACUCAAAGACCUGUUCCAAGUGACAUUGCUUUCUUGCACUGUCAACAGAAACAUUUAGAACUGGGUGCAUGAAUCCUCAAGCACUGUUCUGUGCAAUUCAUAACAUUGCUCCUCCAUUUUACAUUCGUUUGUUACAGCAUUGAGCAGAUUUUGUUAGUCUUUCGUGUACUCACAAAUUGAAUAAUAGUUAUGAAAAAUAUGGGAGCCACACCUCAUUGGCACCAUUUGAAUUUUAGUGAAUUUUAGUGCUAUGUAAGUAAUACCGCUCUUUGGGGGCAAGUCUUAAAAAUUACCUGAUCAUUCCUUGCUCAGUACAUGUUUAUCGAUUUGUAAAGUAUGUAAUGCAGAUCCUGUUGAUGUAAGUUGGGACACGAACCCUCCUAUAACCAAUUUAAGUACCGCCACUAGAAGAGAGUGUUCUUGGCACAGAUGUAAUAAGCGCAAGUUCUAUGACCAAGUUAUCUAAUUUCAUACUUUCCUCUGGGCAGUCGUUAGAGGACUGAAACAAGCUUUGAGGACACAAGCUUCUGAUAACUCAAACUGUAUUUUAUGCUUUAUGAAUCUUCAUGGUCAGAUUCCCAAAUAACGUUCGUUAACUCUAAGAAUUGUAGUCAUUCAAUAGGAGGAUCGAGAUAUCCUUUUUUAGUAUACUGUAGUAAACUGUAGUUUGGCUAUAGAUAUUGUAGUAAACUAUGGUAUACUGUAUACCUUCAAGAUAUACAUACCUUAGAACAGUGUUAUUUUCUUUAAAACUGUAGCUUUGUGAUGUUCUUUAAAAAAUCAAGCCCUAACCCUAACCCUAACCUAGGGUUAUGCCUUGGGAUAUUCCUAUCAAUGAGGUAGCCGAAACUAUCGAAGGAUUCGCAAAUUUAUUUUUAAUUUACUAGCUGAUGGGCGCCAAUUAGAAACCUAAGAGACAUUGAUCGAACAAAUUUAAACUUUUCCAAAGAUUGAAAAACAUUUCCAGCUGCGUGAUUGUCUUACAGAUUAAAAAAUCUUGGAUUACACGUUUCCUUUUAAAGUUAGUCUCCAUAGCAAAAUAAUACUGUUUUUUGCUUAACUUUUUGUUGGAUGAUAAUUGAGAGUGCAAUGCUGCAGUUGCUUUAUAAAAGAGUUACCAAAAGUAGAAGUUUGUUUGCAAUUGUUUGGUUGUUUGGUUGCAUUUCAUAAAUUAUUUGAUAAUCGUCCAUUCCUGCCUUUUCAAAGAACUGUCAAAUCAAAAGGAUCCAUUAUCCAUUUCACUUUUUUGUUCUGUUUUCGAAGUAUUUAUGCUAAUAGAUAAGGUUUGUACAUGAAAUGUGUUUAUAAAAUUACCUUUGUUAAUUUAAAAUGUGUUGUGAUGUUGCAUGACUCAUUGUACGGAAAAA